AUGGGAGCCAUGGCUUACUCUUUACUCUUCUGCCUCCUGCUCGCUCAUCUGGGACUGGGAGAGGUUGGUGCCAGCCUCGACCCUCUGGGACGGCCGGAUUCCACUCGAGAGAGGACCCCGAAGGGGAAGCAACAAGGUCAGCAACUGCCGCGAGCCUCUGUCCCGGACCCCUCUAUUCCCUGGAGCCGCUCCACCGACGGCACCAUCUUGGCACAAAAACUAUCCGAGGAGGUGCCCAUGGACGUGGCCUCUUACCUCUACACUGGGGACUUCCACCAGCUGAAGAGAGCCAACUGCUCAGGCCGCUACGAAUUGGCGGGCCUGCCGGGGAAGUCACCGUCCCUAGCCAGCUCCCAUCCUUCCUUGCACGGGGCGCUGGACACUCUGACACACGCCACCAACUUCCUCAACAUGAUGUUGCAGAGCAAUAAGUCUCGGGAGCAGACCGUGCAGGAUGACCUGCAGUGGUACCAGGCUCUGGUGCGAAGUCUCCUAGAGGGUGAGCCCAGCAUCUCCCGGGCGGCUAUCACCUUCAGCACCGAGUCGCUGUCCACGCCCGCCCCGCAGGUCUUCCUCCAGGCCACCCGCGAGGAGAGUCACAUCCUGCUGCAGGACCUGUCCUCCUCCGCUCACCACCUGGCCAACGCCACUCUAGAGACCGAGUGGUUCCACGGGCUUCGGCGAAAGUGGAGGCCCCACUUGCACCGCCGCGGUUCCAAUCACGGGCCACGGGGCCUGGGCCACAGCUGGCGGCGCAGGGAUGGGCUUGGAGGGGACAGGAGCCACGUCAAGUGGUCUCCACCUUAUCUGGAGUGCGAGAAUGGGAGUUACAAGCCCGGGUGGUUGGUCACGCUCUCUGCUGCCUUCUACGGGCUUCAACCUAACCUGGUUCCGGAAUUCAGGGGUGUGAUGAAAGUUGAUAUAAACCUUCAGAAAGUGGACAUUGACCAAUGUUCGAGCGAUGGCUGGUUUUCAGGGACUCACAAAUGCCACCUGAACAACUCAGAGUGUAUGCCAAUCAAAGGCCUGGGAUUCGUGCUUGGAGCCUAUCAGUGUGUUUGCAAAGCAGGAUUCUAUCAUCCCCGUGUCUUCUCAGUGAACAACUUCCAGAGAAGGGGACCAGAUCACCAUUUUUCAGGAAGCACAAAGGAUGUGUCAGAAGAAGCCCAUGUCUGCCUGCCCUGCCGAGAAGGCUGCCCCUUCUGUGCUGAUGACCGCCCGUGCUUUGUCCAGGAGGAUAAGUACCUACGGCUCGCCAUCAUCUCCUUUCAAGCCCUGUGUAUGCUGUUGGACUUUGUCAGCAUGCUGGUGGUCUACCACUUUCGCAAAGCAAAGAGCAUCAGGGCAUCUGGCCUCAUCCUGUUGGAAACAAUACUCUUUGGUUCUCUGCUCCUAUACUUUCCGGUCGUUAUUCUGUACUUUGAGCCAAGUACAUUUCGCUGUAUUCUCCUAAGGUGGGUUCGUCUUCUCGGUUUUGCAACUGUUUAUGGAACCGUGACCCUCAAGCUUCACAGGGUUUUGAAGGUGUUCCUUUCACGAACAGCGCAGAGAAUCCCAUACAUGACUGGUGGUCGCGUCAUGAGGAUGCUGGCAGUAAUAGUCUUGGUAGUGUUUUGGUUUCUUGUUGGCUGGACUUCUUCUAUGUGCCAGAACUUGGAGCGGGAUAUCUUGCUUGUUGGCCAAGGGCAAACAUCUGAUCACCUCACCUUCAAUAUGUGCCUCAUUGACCCCUGGGAUUACAUGACAGCAGUUGCUGAAUUUGUAUUCCUCUUGUGGGGCAUUUAUCUCUGCUAUGCAGUGCGGACUGUCCCUUCAGCGUUCCAUGAGCCACGCUACAUGGCUGUCGCGGUUCACAAUGAGCUCAUUAUCACGGCUAUAUUCCAUACAAUUAGAUUCGUGCUCGCCUCGAGACUUCAGCCUGACUGGAUGCUGAUGCUGUACUUUGCACAUACUCACUUGACUGUGACAGUCACCAUUGGGCUGCUUCUGAUCCCAAAGUUUUCACAUUCAAGCAAUAAUCCCCGUGAUGACAUUGCUACAGAAGCAUACGAAGAUGAGCUGGACAUGGGUCGUUCUGGGUCCUACCUGAACAGCAGUAUCAACUCAGCCUGGAGUGAACACAGCCUCGAUCCAGAAGACAUUCGAGAUGAACUGAAAAAACUCUAUGCCCAGUUAGAAAUAUACAAGCGUAAAAAGAUGAUCACCAACAACCCCCACCUUCAGAAAAAGCGGUGCUCUAAAAAGGGCUUAGGCCGGUCCAUCAUGAGGCGCAUCACCGAGAUCCCUGAGACAGUCAGCAGGCAGUGCUCCAAAGAAGACAAGGAGGGCACAGACCACAGUGCGGCCAAGGGGACUGGUCUUGUCCGGAAGAAUCCUACUGAGUCCUCAGGGAACACAGGGAGACCCAAGGAGGAGUCCCUGAAAAACAGGGUCUUCUCUCUCAAGAAAUCCCACAGCACGUAUGACCAUGUGAGAGACCAAACUGAAGAAUCCAGCAGCUUGCCCACGGAGAGCCAGGAGGAGGAGGCCACUGAAAAUUCAACCUUGGAGUCACUGUCAAGUAAAAAACUGACACAGAAGCUCAAAGAGGAUAGUGAGGCCGAGUCCACAGAGUCGGUGCCAUUGGUCUGCAAGUCAGCCAGUGCUCACAACCUCAGCUCUGAGAAAAAGCCCGGGCACCCACGCACGUCUAUGUUACAGAAGUCGCUCAGUGUCAUUGCAAGUGCCAAGGAGAAGACACUUGGGCUGGCUGGCAAAACCCAGACUUUAGUUAUGGAAGACAGAGCUAAGUCCCAGAAACCGAAAGAUAGAGAGGCAAACCGGAAGUACUCAAAUUCAGAUAACACAGAGACUAAAGAUUCUGCCUUCCCAAACUCCAGUCACAAGGGGGAGCUAAGGAAGCCCCAGAAAUCUGGGAUUAUGAAACAGCAGAGGGUCAGCCUCCCCACUGCCAAUCCUGAUGUGAGCUCCGGCAUCACCCAGAUAAAGGACAAUUUUGAUAUUGGAGAAGUGUGCCCUUGGGAGGUUUAUGACCUGACCCCCGGUCCUGUGCCUUCAGAACCAAAAGCUCAAAAACACGUAUCAAUCGCGGCUUCUGAAGUGGAACAAAACCCAGCUUCUUGUUUGAAAGAGAAGUCCCACCACAAGCCUAAGGCAGCUGAAGGUCUCCACGAAGCCAAUAACAAAAACAUAGACAAGACAGAGGUGUGCCCCUGGGAGAACCACGGUCAGUCUCUUUUGGAAGAUGAGGAUCGUCUGAUUUCUAAGACUCCAGUUGUCCCAGGGAGAGCCCAAGAGGAGACUGGAAACCAGCUCUACACAGCCAAUAUGUGUGCUGGGCAGUAUGAAGAACUGCCUCCCAAAGCCGUAGCAUCAAAAGUAGAGAAUGAAAAUCUCAACCAAAGGGGAGACCAGGAGAAACAGACAUCUUCCUCUGUGGAUAUAAUUCCUGGCUCCUGUAACUCAAGUAAUAACUCCCAUCUGCCCUUAACAUCACGAGCUGAAGUGUGUCCCUGGGAGUUCGAGCCCCUAGAACAACCAAAUGCUGAAAGAAGCGUAGCUUUACCUGCCUCCUCUGCUUUAAGUGCAAAUAAGAUACCAGGGCCUCGGAAAUAG
This is a messenger RNA of Apodemus sylvaticus (European woodmouse), 3615 nucleotides long. It is a transcript of the gene Gpr158, whose product is annotated as G protein-coupled receptor 158. Gene Ontology annotation, molecular function: G protein-coupled receptor activity. Gene Ontology annotation, biological process: G protein-coupled receptor signaling pathway. The transcript is spliced from 11 exons. NCBI's taxonomy places the organism in Eukaryota, Metazoa, Chordata, Mammalia, Rodentia, Muridae. Gene Ontology annotation, cellular component: membrane. The record is from RefSeq and is a predicted model, not a curated record. Bases 1 to 3615 code for a protein of 1204 amino acids.